AUGCAAACUUAUGAAGUGCAAACCCAGGCCUAUGAGAUAGUUCAAUCCUAUAAGUCACUUCAAGCUUAUAAAAUACAAAUGCAAACCCAAGCUUAUAAAAUACAAGCCCAAGCUCAAGCCUAUGAAGUGCAUAUCUAUAAAGUGUAUGCCCAUGAAAUGCAAGCUCAUGAAGUACAAACCUACAAAGUGCAAGCCCAAGCCUGUGAGAAAGUUCAAAAAAGAUCCUAUAAAGAAUAUAAACCAGAUGAUAAAGUUGAA
Messenger RNA from Racocetra fulgida, 258 nucleotides. The record is from the annotation of a GenBank genome assembly. NCBI's taxonomy places the organism in Eukaryota, Fungi, Glomeromycota, Glomeromycetes, Diversisporales, Gigasporaceae.